AUGGCGCCCCGCGAGUACGAGGGCGUUGUCGCCGUGGAGCACGUGGACACGAGAGCGAGGGUCUUCGUGCGGGCCACCGAGGACACCACCAUGGGCGACCUCCGGGAGCGCCUGGGCGAGGUGCUGGGCCUGCCCAAGGGGUCCGUGGUUCGCCUGGUGCAGGAAGUCGCUGGGGGCUACAUGCCCUUCUCCGACAGGGCGGCGCUGGGCGGUCUCCGGUCGCUCAAGUGUGGCGGCACGGUCUGGCGCGGUACCCCCGAGCUCGACGCUGCGGCGUCGCUGGAGUUCCUCGAGGAGCUCCUGAGCAUCGCCGAGGCUUCCCCGCCGCCCGCCACGCUCGCCGGCUUGGAGCGGAUGCUGCCAGACUACGGUCUUGAGCCCUGCGUGGCGGAGCUCCAGGGGCCGCGCCUGGAGGCGCGGCCGUCGAGGGGCCAGCGAGGCACGCCGCUGGAGGACCCCCGCGGCGAGCAGCGGAUCCCCGGAGAGUCGGGCGCCUCGAGAGCCAGCGAGCACCCUGCGCUGCUGCGGCGCGCGCAGGCGCGGGCGGCCGAGGGGCCCGUCUGCGAGGCGGAGCUGUCGCAGCACGGGCCCGCCGUCACCCUCUGCUCCGGGCGCUGCUGGAGCAGCAUCACGUUCUACACGAGCGCCGGGCGGCCCUGCGACCUGUUCGCCGUGGCCCUCUCGUCGCCUCCGUGCGCGAAGCGGGCCGCGGCCGAGGAGUGGGCGGGGCUGAAGGAGCGGCUCCUGCCUGUCUUGGAGUCGACCGCGUUCCUCCUGUUUCGAGAGGCACUCGCGGCGCUGCCGCGUCGCCUCUGCGGCGAGGCCGCGCCAGCGCAGGCGCAGAGCGGAGACGGCGGCGAGCGAGGUCUGAGCAUGCCCUGGGGCAGGCUCGGCCGCGAGGCCUACGGCAGGGCCGACUUCUUCCUGGCAGCGUCGCUGUACUCCCAGGAGCUGGAGGAGCUGCAGCUGGCGGGCGGCCACGAGGGGGAGGAGUCGGUGGCGCUGUCCAACCGCGCCGCCUGCCUCGCAAAGGUCGGGCAUCACGAGGCCGCGCUGGAGGACGCGCGGCGGGCGCGGGACCUCCGCCCCGCGUGGGGCAGGGCGUGGAGCCGCAUCGGCGCCUCGGCAGCCGCGCUGGGGCAGCGGGCUGGAGGAGUCCAGUCCGCGGCCCUCUUGCAGGAGGCCUGCCAGGCUUGCUUCAGGGCCGCCGAGCUGGAGCCCAGCGCAGGCAGCAUCGAGGCGCUGGAGGCCAUGGUGGCCAGGACGGCUGGCGCCGACUCGGAGGCGGCGCACGAGGAGAAGGAGACCGGCAACCGGGCGCUCAGGGCCAACGAGUUGGGCCUGGCAGUGGCCCACUACACGCGCGCCAUCGCCUCCACGCCAGCGCCCCGGGGCGCCACGGACGACUACUCGAUGCUCAGGGCCGUGCUGCGGUCGAACCGCGCGGGCGCGCUGUGCCGCCUGCGCUGCUGGGCCCUGGCGCUGGCGGACGCCAGGCAGGCCGUCGCGUGCAGGGGGGACUGGGCGAAGGCGCACGCCCGACUGGGCACCGCGCUCCUCGGGAGCGGCGAGACGGAGGAGGCCUACGCCGCGUUCGCCAGGUCCCUGGUGCUGGACCCCGGCGGCGACGCGGCGCUGCGGGGGCGGCAGGCGUGCCUCGCCGUGCUGCCGGCCUGGCGGAGCGUGCGCGCGCAGCGGCGCGUGCGGGAGCGCUUCGGCAGGGACCUGUGCAGGCCGAGCGGCAGCUCGAGGGUGUACUUUUUUUCUUCUUCUAUAUCCGACGUCCACUUCGACCACAAGUGCAACGAGGAGUGGGCACACAGCAUCGACGACUUCAGGUUUCAGGAGGACGUCCUGAUAGUGGCUGGCAACGUCUGCGACAGCAGGAACGCCCUCGUGAAGGGGCUCACCACGCUGAGGGCCAAGUUCAGAAGGGUGUUUUACGUGCCAGGUAACCACGAGACCUGGAUCCACCCGUCCGAGACAACCAGGUACCCCGACUCGCUUGCCAAGCUCCUGGCCAUCAUGGAGACAUGCGACGAACUCGACGUCGAUGUAUUCCCCGCGGCCAUCGCCCACGAUGUAUUCAUCGUGCCGCUUUUGUCUUGGUACUCGGCAGAGUUUGACUACGAGGAUCCUUAUCCAUCAUUGGAUGGGGUCGACAAGUAUUCCAAGUGGCCUCUCGAUCCUGACACUCAGCUGUGGAAGUACAUGCUGAAGAUGAACGAGGCGCACUUUGGGCACCCCUACCACGGCACUGUGAUCACGUUCUCUCAUUUUUUGCCGCGUCGGGACUUGCCUUUCAAAAGCCACGGUGACGCGGCCAAGAGCACUGGCUGUACGCAGCUCGACGACCAGAUCCGGAGAUUCAGUGCCAGGAAGCGAAUUCACGUCUACGGCCAUUCGCCGCAGAGUUUUCAUGCGCUCAAAGAUGACAUUUGGUACGUAAACCUGUACCACGGCCAAGAGGCCGGUCACUCCGACAGGUCUCCAAUUUUCCUGAUUCAUGACGGGGAGGACACCGCGAACCGAUGCGUGUACGUCACCACAUCAGACGUGAGGCAGCCUCCUCCUCCUCCUCCUCCUCCUCCCCAUCCAUCUCAGCCUCCGCCGCCGCGUCCCCCUCUUUCCCCCCUUCUCCUCCCUCUCCUCCUCCUCCUUCUCCUCCUCCUCAUCGUCUUUUCCCUCCUCCUCCUCUUCCUUCUCCUCCUUCUCCCCCUCCCCCUCCAAAUACUUAUGGACGCUUUCGAAAGCCUCCCCCUCAGCAUCUUCAGUGCCACCUUCGACAUUCCACUGAGCCUCCGAAGACCUUCCCUUCUCUUCGUUCCUCGCUCCUCCUCCUCCACCUCCUCCUCCUCCUCCUCCUUCUCUUUCUCUUCCUUCCUGGUACUCUUCCUCCUCCUGCUCUAUCCUGUUCCUCCUCCUCCUCCUUCUUCCCCCUCCACGCGUCGGCGCGCGUGGGAGCGCGCGCAGUGA
This is a messenger RNA of Prorocentrum cordatum, 2976 nucleotides long. The record is from the annotation of a GenBank genome assembly. Lineage: Eukaryota; Dinophyceae; Prorocentrales; Prorocentraceae.